Messenger RNA from Dicentrarchus labrax (European seabass), 1463 nucleotides. RefSeq lists its product as uncharacterized. NCBI's taxonomy places the organism in Eukaryota, Metazoa, Chordata, Actinopteri, Moronidae. The transcript is spliced from 10 exons. The record is from RefSeq and is a predicted model, not a curated record. The coding region runs from base 180 to 1052 and encodes 290 amino acids.
CAUGCAUCAUCAGGCUCCUCCCAGUGGGUGUGGCCUCUUCAGCUCCACUCAGCUGUCAGUCAGAGACAGUGUCCCCACUCUGUCUCUUCUCUCCUCAAAAACCACAACAAAAGUACUGCUGAGCUGGAGUAUUACUGUGACUGCUGCUGGAUGAGUGUGUGAGCUGUGCUGAGGUGAAAAUGAAGCGCUCUCUGGGGAUCUGUCUGGUGAUCUGCUCCGCUCUGAUCGGACUCGGAUCAGCCAUUCGGUGUUACAGCUGUAAAGACUACACCGCCAGCUGCUCCAAACAACGAGACUGUAGCUACGACGACGCCUGUCUCACACUCAAUGAGAGAGGGGGGAUGACGUACCGUCAGUGUCUGAAGUACUCAGACUGUGAGUACGGCCGACUGUCCCAGAUGUUCCCCCAGGUUUCCAGUUUUACCUUCAAGUGCUGCAACUCUGACCUGUGUAACUCCGCCCCAUCCUCCACAGCGACCUCUGUGAUUGGUCUGCUAGCCUCGGUGGCCGUCAUGUGGUGGUGCUCCGGAUUCCUGGGAGGAGUCAGCUGUACAGUACUUCGAGGACAGGAACUGAGGAAACCCACGUUAAAUCCAGACCGUAAACCAGACCCGGACCCUGAGACCUGGCGCUGCCCGCCGGAAGGAGCCGAUUUACGGACAAUAUUUGAUCAGAUGAGCUGUGCUGAGGGGAAAAUGAAGCGCUCCCUGGGGAUCUGUCUGGUGAUCUGCUCCGCUCUGAUCGGACUCGGAUCCGCCCUGCAGUGUUACAGCUGUCAGGGUCCAACCAGCUGCACCACUCAACAACAGUGUGGCUCCGGAGAGGACGCCUGUCUCAAACUCACCGAUACAGCAGGUAGAAAGACUUACCGACAGUGUCUGAAGUACUCAGAAUGCAACUUGAACAGCCUGCCUGGGAAGUUCCCCGAGGUUUCCAAGUUUACCUUCAACUGCUGCACCUCGAACCUGUGUAACUCCGCCCCCUCCUCCACAGCGAGCUCUGUGAUUGGUCUGCUGGCCUCGGUGGCCGUCAUGUGGUGGUGCAUCCACUGAUGCUGCUCUGUAGCGCCGCCUUGUGGCUGUAAAGAAAAACAGCAGCAAUAAUUAUAUUGUUUACUACACAAAAAACAUGUUUAUUCUCUUUUUAUUUACAGGAAACUGCAGCUUAAUGGCUGAUCUUUCAAAAUAAAGUGUUAAAAUUGAAGCUGUUUCGCUCUUUAACUCAAUAAUUUACUACAUUACAACAUUUAAUAAAUGGUGACCCACUGGAAACUGAUUGAUUGAAUAUUGAUGAUUGGAAAUGCUUGAAAUUCUGUUGCAGGAGGAAUAUGUCAUUAAAAUACAACUUUAUUUAAAAUUAAAUAAGUAAACAUUCUGCUACUUACAAUAAAUAAUAAAUGUUUGUAAAUGUUUCAAAGAUUAAAACUGACCUUUAAAUAAAAGACAAACAUCUUCAGCACCCAA